Linderina pennispora is the source of this 6859-nucleotide messenger RNA. RefSeq lists its product as uncharacterized. The transcript is spliced from 2 exons. NCBI's taxonomy places the organism in Eukaryota, Fungi, Kickxellomycota, Kickxellomycetes, Kickxellales, Kickxellaceae. The record is from RefSeq and is a predicted model, not a curated record. Gene Ontology annotation, cellular component: nuclear pore cytoplasmic filaments; nuclear pore. Gene Ontology annotation, molecular function: structural constituent of nuclear pore. The coding region runs from base 269 to 6805 and encodes 2178 amino acids. Gene Ontology annotation, biological process: protein import into nucleus; RNA export from nucleus; post-transcriptional tethering of RNA polymerase II gene DNA at nuclear periphery.
AAAAGAACUAUAGAAUGCCAGGUCCACGCGCAGGCUGCCAUCACAAGACUACGCUGAUCAGAUAUCGGCCGGUACUUGAUUUGAUCUCCGCCCGCGCGCCGCAAGAAAAAAACUCCUUAAAUGGCACCAGCGUCCUGUGGCCCUGCGCCAGAGCCAGUUUGCUUUUCCCUUCCUUUUUUUUAUUUUCAAUCGUCAGCCAAUUUUUCUUGUUUUUCCACAAACAACACUUUCAACGACUCUAGGUACACCAGAAGAUCAACUUUGAACAAUGUUCAACUCGAGCAGCUCUUUUGGCGGCGGAGGCUCGAGUGGCAGUGGAUUCGGCGGGUUCAACCAGGCCAGCAACACCACUGCGACGCGUACCGGCUUUGGCGCGUUCGGGCAGAGCAACAACACUGGAAAUACGUUUGGUAAUGCUAGUGGGGCGUUUGGCCAGUCAAACACGGCGGGUGGGUUUGGAAACACGCCUGGUGGUUUUGGUCAGGCCAGUAGCAGCGGCACGACUGGAUUUGGGCAGUCGGCGGCAACCGGCUUUGGGCAGAGGACUGCUGGCACUGCGGCUACGGCUGGGGCAUCAUCAGGCAUGUCGACGUUCGGGCAGUCGGCCGCAGGCGGGUUUGGUCAGCAGACUGGUGGUGGGAUGUUCGGUCAAUCGUCGGCCGGCGGAGGAGGAUUUGGCGGUGCUGCGGCCACCAGCACGUUUGGCGGUGCACUUGGCAAUACCAACACGGGUACAGGUCAUACGCCGUUUAAGGAGCACAUUGAGCGCAAUCCCACAGGCGCCAAGGAGGCCUACCAGAACAUCUGCGCGAUGAACGAGUAUAUGAACUUUUCUCCUGAAGAACUGCGGUUGCAGGACUACCUUGCCAACCGGAAGCAGCCGGGUGCGGCCGGAGCUUCGGGCUUUGGAACCGCCAGCACCGCUGGGUUUGGGCAGACUAGCGCUGCUGGGGGAUUCGGCAGCACCGGCAGCACUGGGUUUGGCCAAACCUCGGCGGCAGGCGGCGGCGGUUUUGGUCAGACUAACACAGCCACAGGCUUUGGCCAGACCAGCAAUGCGCCAGCAUUUGGCCAGGCGAACACCAGCACCACUGGGUUUGGCGCAAACACGUUUGGCCAGUCGAAUACGGGCGGAGGGUUUGGCCAGGCCACCAACACUGGCGGAGGGUUUGGUCAGAACAACGCGACGACUGGGUUUGGCGCCAAUACCGGCUUUGGCGCUGCCACCAACAAGCCUGCCUUUGGGCAGAGCGCAGCAACCGGAUUUGGCCAGACAAGCACGUCGGGCGGGUUUGGUGGCGGUGCCUUUGGAGCCGCAGCAAACAAGCCGGCGUUCGGGCAGACCAGCGGCACCGGGUUCGGGCAAACCUCUACGGCCACAACAGGCUUUGGAGGCGGCAGCUUUGGAUCAUCGGCAGCGCCUGCGACCACUGGGUUUGGCGCAGCAACGACAACUGGGUUCCCUCAGUCAAGCACGACAGGGUUCGGCCAGGCACCCAACACUGGGUUUGGUCAGACCAGCACUGCAGGCACGGGCCUGACUUUUGGUGCUGCGGCGAACAAGCCGACAUUUGGCGGGUUUGGCCAGACCAACACGUCAGCACCGGCUGCAUCCGGUGGGCUGUUUGGAGCGUCAACUGGAACCACCGGAGGCUUUGGCCAGACAAACACCAGCACUGCCGGCGGUCUGUUUGGAUCCAAUACCAACGCCGGUAACGCUGGCGGGGGUCUGUUCGGAUCUAACGCCAACGCGGGCACUACUGGAGGAGGGCUAUUUGGCAACAAGCCUGCUACUAGCGUGGCAGGCGGCGGGCUGUUUGGGUCAAAUGCCAACACGGCUACCAACACUGGAGGUGGGCUGUUUGGCUCCAACGCGAACACAGGGACCACCGGUGGGGGACUGUUUGGCACCAACAGCACCAACGCGGCUACCAACACUGGCGGCAACCUCUUUGGGGCCAACAGCGCGAACAUGGGUAACACUGGAGGAGGGCUGUUUGGCACCAACAACACGGCCACCAGCACCGGCGGAGGGCUGUUGUUUGGUAGCAAGCCCGCUACUGGGGCAACAGGCGGCGGCCUCUUUGGCUCCAGCAACACUGCCAGCACCAAUACUGGCGGCGGCCUAUUCGGUUCCAGCACCAACACCGGAGGCGGCCUCUUUGGUGGUUCUAAGCCUGCGUUUGGGCAGCCAGCAGCUGGCACGGCUGGCGGUGGUCUGUUCGGCUCCAGCACCAACACCGGUGGUGGGCUAUUUGGUGGCAUGCAGAACCAGCAGCAGACGCCCAGCAUGCAGCAGCCGCUUCAGCUUGGGCAGCUGUCGGCCCAGAUCGACAAGCAGCCGUACGGCACCAGCUCGCUGUUUGACACGACGAAGCUUACUGGAAAGGCCGGGCUGUUCACCAAGACCGGCAGCAGCCAUCUGACCGCCACUCCCCUGCGCUCAUCGAUCGUCGAGCAGUCCACCGUCGAGAAGGAGCGCGAGCUCAAGAAGCGGGGCCUGAGCCUGCACUCGAUUAGCUCGCCGCAAACCGCAACCAGCAGCCGCCUGCGCUCACGUGGAUUUGUUGCGCCGACUACGGCCAAGCGAUCGUCACUGGGCAUCUCGGCUGCGGGCAUCUCGUCGCCGUCUGUUGCCACUGCGCAUGUGCCGGCCAUCACUGGCUCUAGCGCUGACAACUCGCGUCGCGAGCCUGUUGCGCUGUUUGGGCGGGAUGGGUUCUUGUCGCCGGCUCCUCAGACUCCUCGGUCCAGUGUCAAGCGGCUGGUUAUCAACCGCAAGCCUGCUGAGAGCGGAUUCACUGCUGCCUCCUCGUCGCCGGUGGCUGCAGCAGUUGCUGCAGUUCCUGCCGAGCCUGCCAGUCCGUGGACAGGAGUGAAGCGGACGCAAUCAAUGGCGGCUGACCCCGAGGAGUCGCCGGCUGCUGUUGUUUCGGCGCCAAAGGUUGUGUCCCAGGCAGAAGCCGAGAGCGAUGCCGAGAGUGAUGCUGAGAGCGAUGCUGAGAACGACGAUGGCGAGUACUGGAUGGCUCCGAACCUGGCGGAGCUGCGCAGCAUGCCUGAGCAGAAGCUGCGGGCGGUCAAGGAGUUUGUCGUUGGUCGCAAUGGCGUGGGUCAGGUCCGGUUUAUGGAGCCUGUUGACCUGACCAGUGUUGGCUCGCUUGGAUCUAUUGCGGGCGGAGUUGUCCUGUUCGACGACCGCGUGUGCACAGUUUACCCUGACGAGACCAACAAGCCGCCUCGCGGGCAGGGUCUGAAUGUCCCUGCCAUCAUCUCUCUUGAUGACUGCUGGCCCAGCGACCGCUCGACAGGCAAGCUUAUCACAAAGGUGGACGAUGUCCGUGUGCGCAAGCAUAUCCGGCGUCUGAAGAAGGCUGAAGACACCGAGUUUAUCAGCUUCAUCGACGGCACUUGGGUCUUCCGCGUGGAGCACUUUUCGCGGUAUGGACUGGAGGACGACAUGUACGAUGAUGAUGACGACGGAGAUGACGACGACGAUGACGACUAUGUGAUGGUGAAGGCUGGAGAGGAGAACAAGAAGCAGGGUUUUUCUAAGGCCACCGCGGCAUCAGCGGUAGGAGCGCAGGGCCAUACGGGCGGCUCGCGUGCGGUGGCCCAAUCCCAGCCCAAGGAGGAGAGCAUCUCGCCAGAUGGAGAUGCGGAUGCAGAUAUGGAUAUGGAGAGUGGAGGAGUGAGCAGCAGUGGCGAGCAGGGCAUGGCAGCCACGCAACAGCUGCCAGCGUCAAGGGGACGUGCCCCGGCUAUGCGUGCAUCGCUGUUUCCAAAGCAAACUUCAGGCAUGGACAUGGGCCAGACGAUCGAUGGGCAUGCUGCUGGUUCUUUUGGGCGGUCCGCAAAGCAUAGGCAGGAUGAUGGGGCGGAAAGCCAACGGAGGCCAUUGGAAGCCCUGGCCAGGAAUGGCUUUGACCGCGCCGAGCCCCAGACCGCCAACCCAUUUGUGCUAAGGGCAAAGCCGGCACCUAAGCAAGGCCGUCGGGCUCGUGGAUUUGGCAGCCGGGACAAUAUGUCGGGUGUCACUUCAGCGACAGGCGCUCCAUCGCUCGCAGCGCCGUCAAUCGAUGCGCUGGAUUUGCCAUCACCCAGCAAGUACUUGCGGACCAGUGAGCCGCGAAUCGUACGUGACCUGCUGGCCCAGCCCCAGCCGUACUCUGCGUCUGUCACCCAUGGCCGGUCUGGUGUGGGUGCCGAUGCCGGAAUGAUGAUGGCACGUAGCUUCCGCGUCUCGUUUGGCCCGCAGGGGCAGCUUGUGUACCUCCAGAGCGGCGGCUCCAAGGCCAAAGGCGGCGCAUCGACAGCGCUUGUUAUUGACAGCCUCUCUCGUCACAUCCAUGCAGCACCUGGCAAAUCGUCGACUAUUGCUCAAAGCACAGACGCCGACGGUUCAGACGCUAUCCUGGAAACCCAGCGGCAAAUGCACAUGAGCCUGAUUCGCGCGCAGUGGGAGCACGCCCACAUUGAGUGGUCGGUGGCGACAGCUUGCCCAGCAGUGACAUUUCGUGACGGAACGACUAUCGCGUCGGUGGUCGGAGCGCUGUCUCGAAUCGACAGCGACGCAUCAAAGGCGAUCCCCCAAGAGGAGUCGCGCAUUCUGGAGCUGGCGGCGGUGCUGUUUGACGAGCUGGCGGCGGAAGAGAACGAAGACGAGCUCACCAGCGAGCAGCUCGCACGCAUCCGCACUGUUCGCCGCAGGCAAGGCUUGACGCGCUGGCUGAUGUCAGCGGUCCACGAGUCAGUGCAGAGCGACCUGGUCCAUGCUGGGGAAUCCGCAUCGCCAUCGGCAUCAUCGGUGUUUGCCCUGCUCUCUGGAAACAAGAUCGAAUCCGCGUGCCUGUCAGCAAUCUCUCACCGCGACUACCGCUUGGCGACUCUGGUCUCGCAGUGUGGCAGCGGUGCUGUUGGCGGAGGCGGCAGCGACACGCAGUUCCAGGAGUUUGUGCGCACGCAGCUCCAUCGCCUCGAGGAAGUCGGCGACAGCAAGACCUUCCCCAGCAGCUAUCGCCGUGUGUACGAGCUGCUGUCAGGCAAUGUCGAGUGGGAGGCAUCGCAGCUUCCAAGAUCGUCGUCGUCGGGCUGCUUUGUGACGCGUGGUCUUGACUGGAAGCGCGCGUUUGGCGUGACUCUGUGGUACGCGCAAGCGCCAGCGGACCCUAUUGCAGGGGCUGUGCGGCAGUAUGAGCGCAUGUUCAAGGAAGGCUCUCUGUCGUCGGGCACUGCGGUGCCGUCGCCGAUUGCUCCUCCGCUGCCGUCGUGGCUCUUUGCUGAUGGCGAGCUCUCGCAGCGCACCAGUGCGCUGGCCGAGUUUGAGCAGGCAGACUCCCAUUUGGCCAAGCGAGCCGUCACUCUGUCGCGGAGCAGCGUGUGGGAUGCUGCGUUCCAGCUGCUGAAACUCUUCAGCGAGCCGACCAUGCCUCUGGAGAAGGCGCUGGUAUCCGAGUCAUUCACUGCUGCGCGCGGCGACUCGCGUCUAGCCACUGUUAUGGCGUGGCUGCUCAGUGCUGUCAGGCAGUGCCGUGGAUUCGAGGAUGCUCGGCAAGUUGCUGGCGGCAAGCUUAUAUCGCUUGCUUACGACAGCAUGCUCGCGGGGUGGGCGUUCCAGCUCGAGACCCUCGGUCUGUGGCAGUGGUCGUGUUAUUUGCUGCUGCAAUUGUCGAGCGACUUGCACAAAACCCACGCGAUCCGGGCGCUUCUUGACCGCUCGCUGACCAGCUCGACCCCAAACGGUGCCCUGGUACCGGCUGCGGUCAGCGAGCUGCUGCCAAAAUCCUCUCUUGGCGCCGGUGACAUGGGCAGUAUUGAGCAGCAGGUGCGGUUUGUACGCAACGACCUGCAUCUUCCUGAGCUGUGGCUGUACGAGUCGUACGCUAACCGCAGCCGGUAUGAUCGCCAGCUGAUUGAGGCCCAUUCUGGCACCCAGCAGCUGGCCUUCCUUACCGGCCGCCGUGCUCAGACAUCGUCACCGGCUGUGGUUGCGGCGGCGCCGCUCUUCAACCCAGGCAUCUUUGCCGGCAGCCAGCUGGCGCAGUUCGCCAGUCCUUUGGCCACGGUUGCGCUGGAUUCGGCCGCUGUGGCCGUGCUGCGUGAGGUCGCCUGGCUGAUUGGCGCCCGCCGUCUGUCGUCAGCCCACCUGCUGGUCAUGCAAAAGAUCGCCCCUGAUGCCAUCCUGCGCGGCGACUACCGGCUGCUGUCCAAGGUGCUUUCAUAUCUGGAUCCGGCUGUUACCAGCCCGGGCGGCAGUGGUGCGUGCGUGCCGGGCGAGAGCUGGAUGUGUGGCGGCCAGGUGUACAAGUCGUUCCUGGUUGCCGUCGAGGACCUGCCAGCGAUCCUGAAGCAGCUUGCGGCAGCGAAGCAGAUCGACGAGCAAAGCAGCACUGUGCAGCAACUGACCGAGCAGGUCAAGCAGAUCUACUCGCAAAUGGCCACGCUGCUGUCGUCUCUGCCGUCGCUGUCGGCCAGGUUCGAAGCCUUCUCUAAAUCAAUGGACGCGUCGCUUGGGUUCUAUGACGGCACGGAGGUGUUCUGGUACUCGGCCCGCGAGGCCCGCGAGCUGCGGAUCAAGUAUUCUGUCGCUAUUUCCGAGAUGGCCACCGUUGUCACUGGCCAGGUCCAGCAGCUGGAAUCAUGCUUCCCUGGCCUCGCUUCUAGCAGCAGCCGUGCUUCGCCGCUGCACCUGCAGACUGCCAUCCCGGCUAUGCUGCCGCUGGCCGAGGACAUGCGCAUCCUGCGCACAUACCAAAUGGCCCAGACGUGCUUUGACUCGCUCGUUGCUGACGAGCUUGAGGCUUGAAUAGUUUUUUUCUCGCUUUUAAAUACAUCAUUCAUUUGGUAAUUCUUGAUCUAA